Tinamus guttatus (white-throated tinamou) is the source of this 702-nucleotide messenger RNA. The record is from RefSeq and is a predicted model, not a curated record. Lineage: Eukaryota; Metazoa; Chordata; Aves; Tinamiformes; Tinamidae.
CUUCAGGCCACUCGGGCAUUGAUGGUGGCUGCAAUUCUCCUGGGCCUUGUUGCCAUAUUUACUGCUGUGACAGGCAUGAAAUGCAUGAAGUGCAUGGAAGAUGACCAGGUGAAAAAGAUGCGGAUGGCUGUCUUUGGUGGAGUGAUUUUCAUCAUUGCAGGAAUGGCAGCGCUGGUGGCCACAUCAUGGUAUGGCAACAGAGUGGCUCGGGCCUUCUAUGACCCUUUCACCCCUGUCAACACCAGGUUUGAAUUUGGAUCAGCCCUCUUCAUUGGCUGGGCAGCUGCUUCUCUGGCCAUACUGGGAGGAGCCUUCCUCUGCUGCUCCUGCCCACGGCAAGAAACCUCCUAUCCACCCACCCGAGGCUAUCCGAAAAAUGCCCCCUCCACAGGGAAGGAUUAUGUAUAAUGAAAUGAAGAAAUGGAGCCACCAGCACUGGUAGUGAAGAAGCCUUUGGAGAAGACACUACAAUGCUACUGUCCUGAACAGAGCUCAGACUUCCCAAGUUCUGCCUUCCUCUUCCCUCUCCUCCAAAUGUGUAUAUUUUUGUAUCUUCUUUGCUACAGGACGUAACUUCUCCUUUCUCUCCCAGCCCAUGGAGGAAAGCUAGCCUAGGUUCAUAGGUAUUGUCACUGGAAAGAUGAAGCCUCUGAGCUUGGGUUAACUUCAGUAUUUGGGAGUAAAAGGGAAAAUGAUGCUGUU